AUGGCUGUUCCUGACCCCCUUCCUAUCCAGCAUGAUGCCCCUGUCGACCUGGACCACGCGGACAUGGAGAAGUCCUCUCUGAAUGAAAAGGAACAGGCCCCCGUGGAUGAUCCAUUCGGAAAUGAAGAAUGUGGCGAGGUCAAGUACCGUGUCAUGAAGUGGUGGCACGCGGGAAUGCUGAUGGUCGCCGAGAAUAUCUCCCUCGGUAUCCUGUCGCUCCCGUCCGCUGUGGCCACCCUAGGAAUCGUCCCCGCGUUCCUCAUCAUCCUCGGCCUGUCCGGCAUCUCAUGGUACACCGGGUACGUCAUGGGGCAGUUCAAGCUCCGGUAUCCCCAGGUGCACAGCAUGGGCGACGCAGGAGAGUUGCUCUUCGGUCGAAUCGGCCGGGAAGUCUUCUACGUCGGCCAGCUGCUGUUCAUCAUCUUCCUGAUGGCAAGCCACAUCCUCACCUUCUCGGUGCUGUUCAACACCAUCACCAGCCACGGCACCUGCACCAUCGUCUUCGGCGUCGUGGGCCUGAUCGUCAGCUUCCUCUGCGCGCUGCCCCGCACAGCAGGCAAGGUCUUCUGGAUGUCCACCAUCUCCGCAGCCAGCAUCCUCAUCGCAACCAUCAUCACCAUGGUCUCCAUCGCGGUCCAGAUGCCCGAGCAGGUCCAGAACGACAUCACCACGUCGCCCAGUUUCGCGGAGGGCUUCCUCGCCGUGACCAACAUCGUCUUCGCCUUCAUCGCCCACGUCUCCUUCUUCGGCAUCAUCUCCGAGAUGCAGGAUCCGCGUGAAUUCCCCAAGUCCCUCGCCAUGCUGCAGAUCGUCGAUACUAUCAUGUACAUCGUCACCGCCAUGGUCAUCUACUGCUACGCCGGGCCGGACGUGACCUCCCCUGCGCUGUCUUCCGCAGGACCCAUGAUGAAGAAGGUCGCAUACGGCAUUGCCAUUCCCACGGUCGUCGUCGCAGGCGUAGUCUUCGGCCACGUUGCCUGUAAAUACAUCUACGUGCGCAUCUUCCGCGGCGCGCGCUCGCACCACAUGCACCAGCAGAGCUUCAUAGCCACGGGCACGUGGGUGGCCAUCGGGCUGAGCAUGUGGACGGUAGCGUGGGUGAUUGCCGAGUCGAUUCCCGUCUUCAACGAGCUGUUGAGUUUGAUCAGCGCGUUGUUCGGGAGUUGGUUCAGUUACGGCCUCCCCGCUAUCUUCUGGUUCGUCCUCAACAAGGGCCAGUACUUUGCCAACUGGAAGAAGAUCACCCUGACAGUGAUUAAUUUGAUUAUUUUGGGGAUUGCCUGUGCGAUCUGCGGACUGGGUCUGUACGUGUCGGGCAAGGCGAUCAACGAGAGCUCGUCUAAGGCUAGCUGGACGUGCGCGAAUAAUGCUGAUUAG
Molecule: messenger RNA, 1377 nt
Organism: Aspergillus campestris IBT 28561
Lineage: Eukaryota; Fungi; Ascomycota; Eurotiomycetes; Eurotiales; Aspergillaceae
Product: putative amino acid transporter
Exons: 6
Coding region: 1-1377 (458 amino acids)
Biological process (GO): amino acid transmembrane transport
Cellular component (GO): vacuolar membrane
Molecular function (GO): amino acid transmembrane transporter activity
Source: RefSeq, a predicted model, not a curated record